UCCUUUUUUGUGUGAUUUUCUGGGCGGUCUUGGUGGGAUUUUUCGUAUCCAGAAACUCGGUCUCAACGAGAAGCUGAUAAUCUGGGAAGCUGAGAAUCUUUUAAUUGCUGGCAAACCAAAGACUUUGAUCCAAAUCUUUCGUCCUUAUCCAAAAUCACUCUGCUUAUCUGCAAAUCAAGGACUUCUCAUUCAUCCAUGGCGCAAAACUAGUGAUCAUUUUCAUCAGCAUCCAAGAAACUGCCACAGCACUUCAAUCCUAGGAAUUUUUGCCAGAGUCAUCUCACCGGUAGCUCGGAAAUGGCGGAUGUUAAGCUCCCUGAGGAUGCCCUUUUUCUGGGAUUCGACAGUUCCACUCAGUCUCUGAAGGCAACUGUGCUGGACUCGAAUCUGAAUAUAGUUGCUACCCAGCUGGUGCACUUUGAUUCCGACCUGCCCCACUACGGGACCAAGGAUGGCGUCUACCGGGACCCCUCCGUUAAUGGCAGGAUCGUCUCGCCGACCGUCAUGUGGGUCGAAGCCCUCGACAUCAUGCUCGCGAGGCUCUCGAAGUCGAGCGUGGAUUUGGGGAAGAUCGCAGCCGUCUCCGGCAGCGGUCAGCAGCAUGGAAGUGUGUACUGGAAGAAUGGCAGCUCUGCAAUCCUGUCAUCGCUGGACCCUGCUAAGCGACUAGUGGAUCAAUUCGUCAAUGCCUUCUCGGUCAAGGAGUCGCCUAUUUGGAUGGACUGCAGCACAACGACAGAGUGCAGGGAGAUCGAGGAAGCUGUUGGGGGGGCGCUGGAGCUGUCCCAAAUUACGGGUUCUCGGGCCCACGAGAGGUACACUGGCCCCCAGAUCAGGAAGAUACACAAGAGUCAGCCUGCUGUUUAUGAGAACACUGAGAGGAUUUCCCUCGUGAGCUCCUUCAUGGCUUCUCUUCUGGUUGGUGCUUAUGCUUGUAUCGAUGAAACAGAUGGCGCAGGGAUGAAUUUGAUGGACAUCGAACGGCGGGAGUGGUCUGAAGCCGCCUUGAAGGCAACAGCACCUGGUCUGCAGAAUAAACUCGGAAAAUUGGCACCUGCCUAUGCUGUUGCUGGUCAAAUAGCUCCCUACUUUGUGCAAAGGUUUAAAUUCAACAAGAAUUGCUUGGUUGUCCAGUGGUCGGGAGACAACCCUAAUAGCUUGGCAGGUUUAUCAAUAAGCAAACCAGGUGAUUUAGCAGUUAGCCUCGGCACUAGCGAUACUGUGUUUGGGAUCAGUUCCAAUCCUAAACCGCAGCUUGAAGGGCAUAUUUUCCCUAACCCUGUGGACAAGGAAGGAUACAUGGUAAUGUUGGUCUACAAGAACGGAUCUCUAACUCGUGAAGAUGUUCGCAAUCGUUAUGCUGAGAAGUCCUGGGAAACUUUCAACAAAUACCUGCAGCAAACACCUCCCCUUAAUGGUGGAAAGAUUGGUUUCUACUACAAGGAUCAUGAAAUUCUUCCGCCCCUUCCUGUGGGUUUCCAUCGGUACGUCAUAGAGAAUUUCACAGGCAAAACAUUAGAAAGUGUGAAAGAAAGUGAAGUUCAUGAAUUUGAUCCUCCUUCAGAGGUCCGGGCACUGAUCGAGGGGCAGUUUCUGUCGAUGCGUGGCCACGCAGAAAGGUUUGGGAUGCCCACCCCUCCAAACAGGAUAAUUGCCACCGGAGGAGCAUCUGCUAAUACUACUAUCCUUGGCUCUUUAGCUUCCAUUUUCGGCUGCGACAUCUAUACGGUUCAGAGACCUGAUUCGGCUUCUCUGGGAGCUGCACUGAGAGCGACACACGGAUGGCUGUGCCACAAGAAGGGUGGAUUCGUGCCAAUAUCAGAUAUGUACAUGGACAAGCCAGACUCGAUAUCCCUCGGGUGCAAGCUCGCGGUGGCGGCUGGGGAUCCUGAGCUGGUUUCGAAGUACGCCGUGUUGGUGAAGAAGAGGAUGGAAAUAGAGAGCCGCCUUGUCCAAAAGCUCGGACGUUGCUAAACCAAUAAAGUUUUCCAUAUUCGUUAGGACUGCCUCUUUUGCCUUUCGUGUUUUUCUUUCUCUCGAUUUCAAAUAAGAGAAACUGAUAGGGGUCACCUGUUUGUUCGCCUGUACUUCUGUUCAGUACAUGGAUCUUCACAUAAUAUAAUACAUUAACCGAGUGUGUAUAAUGGUACUAUAAUAUUCUCCGACAUGUUUUUAUGCAAACUUUUUUUCGGAA
Molecule: messenger RNA, 2194 nt
Organism: Punica granatum (pomegranate)
Lineage: Eukaryota; Viridiplantae; Streptophyta; Magnoliopsida; Myrtales; Lythraceae
Source: RefSeq, a predicted model, not a curated record